Chaetura pelagica (chimney swift) is the source of this 1467-nucleotide messenger RNA. RefSeq names its product methylenetetrahydrofolate dehydrogenase (NADP+ dependent) 2-like (gene MTHFD2L). Gene Ontology annotation, cellular component: mitochondrion; extracellular region. The transcript is spliced from 14 exons. The record is from RefSeq and is a predicted model, not a curated record. The coding region runs from base 1 to 1467 and encodes 488 amino acids. Gene Ontology annotation, molecular function: methylenetetrahydrofolate dehydrogenase (NAD+) activity; methylenetetrahydrofolate dehydrogenase (NADP+) activity; methenyltetrahydrofolate cyclohydrolase activity. NCBI's taxonomy places the organism in Eukaryota, Metazoa, Chordata, Aves, Apodiformes, Apodidae. Gene Ontology annotation, biological process: immune response; defense response; tetrahydrofolate interconversion.
AUGAACCUCCUGUGGUUCAACAAGACCAAGUGCAAGGUCCAGCAGCUGAGGCCCGGGGAGCUGCGCUGCCGCUGCCCAAGGACCGUCUCCGAGCUGAUCCCGCCGCGGCGCCUGGCCCGCCUGGAGCUCCUCGCCGAGGGGCCGCACUGCGCCGUGCCCGAGCUCAUAGCCACGACGAAGCGCGGACAGACGGUGUGUCUGAGCCCCGCCGCGCCCUGGGUCAAGCUGAUGCUCACCAGGCUCCUCAGCAGGCACCCGGUGGCUGUGCGAGUUCCCGGUGCAGCCUCCCCGCCCGCUGGGCUCCCCGGGCCCCUCCGCGCGCUGCCCCCGCCGCGGCGCCUGGCCCGCCUGGAGCUCCUCGCCGAGGGGCCGCACUGCGCCGUGCCCGAGCUCAUAGCCACGACGAAGCGCGGACAGACGGUGUGUCUGAGCCCCGCCGCGCCCUGGGUCAAGCUGAUGCUCACCAGGCUCCUCAGCAGGUACCUGCGAGGCCGGGGCUGCUUCUAUAGAAUAGUUUUUACUUUAUUGUUACAAUAUCAGGUGAUUGUGCCAAGAAACAGCGCUAAUGAUGAAGCAACCAUUAUCUCAGGGACAAAGCUUGCUAAACAAGUUUUGAAAGAAGUUCAAAGGGAUGUAGAAUCGUGGAUAUCCUUUGGAAACAAGAGACCUCAUCUUACUGUUAUAUUAGUAGGAGACAAUCCAGCUAGUCAUAUCUAUGUGAGAAACAAGAUAAAAGCAGCUGCAGCUGUAGGCAUUUCUAGUGAGAUCAUACUGAGGCCUGAAGACAUUUCUCAGGAAGAACUCUUAGACAUGACGGUAAAACUCAACAAAGAUUCAAGAGUUAGUGGUUUAUUAGUUCAGCUACCUCUCCCAGAUCACAUCGAUGAACGAACCGUUUGUAACGCUAUCGCACCUGAGAAGGACGUGGAUGGGUUUCAUAUUAUGAAUAUUGGACGUUUGUGUCUUGAUCAGCCUUCUGUCAUACCUGCAACUGCUGCUGCCGUGUGGGAGAUUAUCAAACGGACAGGAAUACAGACAUUUGGAAAAAAUGUUGUAGUAGCUGGAAGAUCUAAGAAUGUUGGAAUGCCUAUUUCAAUGCUUUUACAUAGUGAUGGAGAACAUGAAAGGCCUGGAGGUGAUGCCACAGUGACCAUUACUCACAGAUACACACCAAAAGAGCAGCUCAAGAUCCAUACACAACUCGCUGACAUUGUUAUAGUAGCUGCAGGUAUCCCAAAGUUGAUCACAACUGAUAUGGUCAAAGAAGGUGCAGCUGUGAUUGACAUAGGCAUCAACCAUAUCCAUGAUCCUCUUACAGGAAAGACCAAGUUAGUUGGGGAUGUAGACUUUGAAGAAGUGAAGAAGAAGGCUGGCUUUAUCACUCCAGUGCCAGGAGGGGUAGGACCUAUGACUGUUGCAAUGCUUCUGAAGAACACGCUCCUAGUUGCUAAAAAGCUCAUUUACUAG